Messenger RNA from Uncinocarpus reesii 1704, 963 nucleotides. RefSeq lists its product as uncharacterized. The transcript is spliced from 4 exons. Bases 1 to 963 code for a protein of 320 amino acids. Gene Ontology annotation, molecular function: phosphate transmembrane transporter activity. Gene Ontology annotation, cellular component: mitochondrial inner membrane. Gene Ontology annotation, biological process: mitochondrial phosphate ion transmembrane transport. The record is from RefSeq and is a predicted model, not a curated record. NCBI's taxonomy places the organism in Eukaryota, Fungi, Ascomycota, Eurotiomycetes, Onygenales, Onygenaceae.
AUGGCCGCCGCUCCCUCGUCAACGAAAUUGGACAAUGUUGUCCCCAGCAUUGCCCCCCCAGCGCCCCAGAUGAGCGGGCUUCAGCUCUACUCCCGCUUCGCCUUUGCUGGUGCAGUCUGCUGUUCCGUCACCCACGGAGCUCUCACGCCGGUUGAUGUUGUCAAGACCAGAAUACAACUCGACCCGGUCACCUACAAUAGAGGCAUGAUUGCUGGUUUCAGGCAGGUCGUUCAGAACGAGGGUGCCGGUGCCCUGAUGACCGGCUUCGGUCCCACCGCCGCCGGUUAUUUCUUGCAGGGCGCCCUCAAGUUCGGUGGAUACGAGUUCUUCAAGAAGCAAUCCAUCGACAUUCUUGGCUACGAUACUGCUCGCAAUAACCGCACUGCUGUCUAUCUCGCCUCCUCUGCGCUCGCUGAAUUCUUUGCCGAUAUCGCCCUUUGCCCUCUGGAAGCCACCCGUAUCCGCCUCGUCUCCGAACCGACAUUCGCUUCUGGCCUCCUCAGCGGUUUUUCCAAGAUCAUGAAGAACGAGGGUAUCGGUGCUUUCUACUCUGGUUUCGGCCCCAUCCUUUUCAAACAGGUUCCAUACACAAUGGCCAAGUUUGUCGUCUUCGAAAAGGUCUCCGAGGCCAUCUACGGUCAACUGGGCAAGGACACUCUUUCCGACGGAGCUAAGACCGGUGUCAACCUUACAUCCGGUCUGAUUGCUGGUCUUGCUGCCGCGAUUGUUUCUCAGCCUGCCGAUACUAUGCUCAGCAAGAUCAACAAGACCAAGGGAUUGCCAGGAGAGAGCACUGUCUCCCGAUUGAUCAAGAUUGCUGGUGAACUCGGAUUGAAGGGUUCUUUCAGUGGUCUUGGUGCCCGUCUCUUCUUGGUUGGCUCCAUCACCGCUGGUCAAUUCGCCAUCUACGGUGACAUUAAGAGAGUCCUCAAUGCCACCGGUGGUGUUGAAUUGACCAAAUAA